AUGCUGGACACCAUCCUCCCUUCGCUGCAGGACGUCGGCAGGCACCUGCUGCCCACGCUGCCCUCGCUGAGCCAGGAGGAAGUUUCUACUAUUUGGGGAAAUGUGUCAGAAUUUGUGGAACGGCAGCUAUCCUUACACAAGGGAGUUCAGAUUCCUGGACUUGGAACUUUCACUUUCAUGAGACAAAAGCUUGAGGUGGGAAACAAGAAGUUUUUCCUAAUUCAGAGGCCGGUAUUUAUCAUGGCAGAGAAGUUAGUACAGAUGCAUGGACUCAAACAAAACAGAGUAUAUACUCCUGGUGAUAUCCCAAUAGUUCCACUUAAUUUUGUCAUGAUAUCCUUGGAGGGUCCAUUUAGCAGAGAUAUAGUGGAAGGAUGUGUGAAGGAGACACUGCUUUUUUUGUCACGAUCCAUUUCCAUCAAACAAAAUGUGGAGUUCACAUUCAAAGGAAUUGGGGUCCUCAUGAUCAAAGACAGCAAAGUCAAGAUGAGAUUCUAUAAGGACUUCCUUUGUACAAUGGAUGGAAGCGGGGCUUUGGCAAAAGCCCUGACAAAUAGGCCUGACACAGUGGACUCAGUAUUGUCUAGCAGAGAGAACUUGGGGAAGCGACCCAACAGCGUGCUUGCAUUUCCAAGGAUUGAGCUCAAGGAGAUGGAGAACAAACCACCUAUGGAGACCAUUGCAGAAGAAGAUGGACAGAAUGGACAGAGGAAGGACAAAUUAAAAGACCAGUCAGACAAAGAAGGUGUCCCAGAGAUUUUAUUACCCAAGACAGCUCAAGAUAGACCAGCUGUCUCUACUGCCAAAGGGACAAAUGUCAGUUUGCCAAAUAAACUGGAGCAGAAUGGGAGUGGUGGGAAGAAUAUGAACCAUGAAAGUGUAUCAUUUCCAGGUGGACUGAAAAAUGAUCAUGCAAUGAAGCCUAAAAUUUCUCCAGGCACUUCUUGCAAGGACCAUCAUAGGGCAGGACAGGAAAUGUGUUACAUAUGCUUGCAACGAGCACAGCGAAAUUCCCCACUGUACUACACCGAGGAGAGGAGGAGGAGAGAGAUGGAAGAUGAGCGAGUCAUCCAGGAGUAUCUCAUGUUGAAAGACCAAGAGACUAUCUUCAAAGAGCAGAUGAGAAGUCUGGCUAGUAGAGAACAGAAUCAAAAGAAUGCCGCCUAUAAUCUUGGAGUUGCUGAAGCUAUAAGAAUCCACAAGAAUGAGAAACCUGAAUUUUAUAAAUCCUUCCUAUUUGAUAAACGGCCACUCAGUCCUGAGAUUAAUGCUUUUAAGCAAGAGGAGUAUUCCCAAAGUCUCCUGAGACAAAUGGAUCACAGACGGAAAAAGGACAUAAAGCAAAGGCAAAACAGAGAGCUGAUGGACCGCCUGGAACAAGUGCAGCUCACAGAGGAACUUGCUGCACAAAGAGCCAAAUAUAUAAAAGAUAAGAUGGAAGAAACACAGUGUUACAAGAGAGCUCUGGAUGCCCAGAUAAAGAACAGAUGCCCUCAGCUGCCUGUGUUUGAGCCAGACUCUUCUAAGCCCAUCUUUGGUAAGAAUGAGGGUGAGAUGAUGGUGGAAAAGCGAAAGAGAGACCGGAAUUACAUGAAGCAUCAGAUGGAGGCCGCUGCUAACAACAAGAGGAGAGCCAUCCUGCACCAGCUGGUGGACCAAGAGCGGGAUUUGCUGAUGCUUCAGAGGACACACAAAGAGCACUUGGCAGACAGAAAUGCUGAGCUUGAGCGAAUGAACAGAAUCAACCAAAGCUUACAGGAUGAUUGGGAAAGGAGUACUGUCAUGAAGAAGCAUCGAGACUUGGAGGAGAAGGCUUUUGAGCGGGCCUCCGACAAGCUCUUCCUGCUGGACCAAUGUGAGAAGUACCGGCGCUGCAAGCAGUGCCAGAGGCGCACCUCCAACAGGGGCGAGAGCAACCUGUGGCCCCUCAACAAGUACAUGCAUGGCUCCCGGUUGUUCGUAUAAAACCCAGAGUCUGGGCCUGCGUCUCCUGGGGAGUCUUUUGUUUAAGGGUGAUGGUGAAACUUCAUGUUUUUACUUUAGAGGAAAAAUAAUAAUAAUAAUAAUAAUACUGUGCCAUUCUGGUGCUUUUUGGAGUAGAUCAGAUUCCUGUAGACGGCUUCUCCCUGCCCGUCUCCCUCCCAAUACUCCCUAGGCCACCAAGGAGCCUGGACUGGGAAGUGGAACCCUGCUUCACUGUGGUUGAGAGGGAGUUGCUGAUCUAACCCACCACCCGCGCUGUGACUUUGUU
Messenger RNA from Capra hircus (goat), 2251 nucleotides. RefSeq names its product coiled-coil domain containing 81 (gene CCDC81). The record is from RefSeq and is a predicted model, not a curated record. The coding region runs from base 1 to 1965 and encodes 654 amino acids. Gene Ontology annotation, cellular component: centrosome. The transcript is spliced from 15 exons. NCBI's taxonomy places the organism in Eukaryota, Metazoa, Chordata, Mammalia, Artiodactyla, Bovidae.